This is a messenger RNA of Penicillium antarcticum, 861 nucleotides long. RefSeq lists its product as uncharacterized. Bases 1 to 861 code for a protein of 286 amino acids. The transcript is spliced from 3 exons. The record is from RefSeq and is a predicted model, not a curated record. Lineage: Eukaryota; Fungi; Ascomycota; Eurotiomycetes; Eurotiales; Aspergillaceae.
AUGUCUUCCAACAAUGAAACCGUUGAGGUCAACAAAGAAGAGCUCCGUCGGGCUGGUGACUUGAUUGUCAUGCGCCUGAUGGAGGUCCAAAGCUACCUCGCCGACCUGGGCAAAGCCUACGUCCAGCACGUUAAGAGCAUCACCGACGGUGAGGGCGCCCACAUUGAGCUCCCUCUCGGUCCCACAUUCACUGGUGGAGAUUUCCCCGGCCGCGCCAGCAGCCCCGGUGCCAAGUCCGAGGCUGGCGGUCCUAAGAAGCGCAAGCGCGCCCCCGCCGACCCCAAUGCGCCAAAGCGCGCCCUCACUCCCUACUUCCUGUUUAUGCAGACCAACCGUCCUCAAAUUGCCGAGGAUCUUGGUGACAAUGCGCGCCCCAAGGAUGUUGCUGAUGAGGGUACCCGCCGCUGGCAAAAUAUGGAUGAGAAGGACCGCGCGGUCUGGAAGCAGAUCUACGCCGAGAACUAUGAAAAGUAUAAGAAGGACAUGGCCGCAUACAAGGCCACCAAGGCCGAAGAGGACCACGACCCCGCCGCGACCCAGCUGCAACAGGACUUUGCCGGUGCCGAGCCGGAACACGAAGCUGAGCCCGAAGCCGAGCCCGCCCAGUCUGACGAGGACACCUCUUCCGACUCCGAGUCUGAGUCUCCGUCUCCCCCCAAGGCCAAGACUCCCACUCCUCCCCGCAGCACCGUUAAGCGUCCUCGUAUCAGCAAGGCCAAGGAGGCCGAGACACCUGCCAAGUCGCCCGUGAAGAGAGGCCGCAAGGCUGCCGUUGUUGAGCCCGCGUCUGCCAGCAAGGACAAAACACCCGCUGAUACCAAGCGCAAGGGUGGAAAGAAGCGCAAGAGCGAGACCUCUUAA